Pogona vitticeps (central bearded dragon) is the source of this 5750-nucleotide messenger RNA. Lineage: Eukaryota; Metazoa; Chordata; Lepidosauria; Squamata; Agamidae. The record is from RefSeq and is a predicted model, not a curated record.
AUGAUCUAUGUUCACCCAUACCUCUCAAAGAAAGAUCUGAGUCCACACAUCCAGUGCAAAAAGAUUGAUCUGAGUAGCGGGACAACCAAAAACUUGAGCCACAACAAGUUGUCAGAGAUUGAUCCUUCUGCCUUUGCAAAGCUGCCAAACCUGCAGGAAGUACAACUGAAUAACAAUGAACUGACGACCAUUCCUUCACUGGGAGCUGCUUCAGCUCAGAUCAUAUCCCUGUACCUGAAUCGCAACAGGAUCCAUAGGAUUGAAGCAAGCCAGCUGGAGCCUUUCAUUGCCCUGGAAACAUUGGAUUUAAGUUCAAAUAACAUCACAGAGAUCCUAAGUGGCUGUUUCCCAGUAGGGCUUCGUUUAAAGGAGUUGUACCUGGGGAGCAACAGAAUCAGCGUCCUGGAGACCAAGGCGUUUGAUAGCCUGUCACGAUCCCUACUAACACUUCGCCUGAAUAAAAACAGGAUCACCGAGCUUCCUGUUAAAGCGUUCAAGCUGCCGAAGCUAAUGCAACUGGAGCUGAACCGGAACCGCAUUCGUCUGAUUGAAGGCCUGACAUUUCAAGGACUGGGCAGCUUGGAAGUCCUGAAGCUACAGCGCAACAACAUAAGCAAACUAACUGAUGGAGCUUUCUGGGGUCUGGCCAAAAUGCAAGUUUUGCAUCUGGAAUACAAUGUUCUCACUGAGGUGAACAGCGGCUCCCUGUACGGUCUUGUUUCUCUUCAACAGUUUCAUCUCAAUAACAACUUGAUAUCCCGAAUCAGCCCCACUGGGUGGAGCUUCUGCCAGAAGCUAAACGAACUGUCAUUGUCAUUCAACAACCUCACCAGGCUGGAUGAAGGCAGCUUGGCAGACCUGGGAGGACUUCAGAUAUUACAGCUGAGCCACAACGCCAUCAGUCACAUUGCAGAAGGAGCAUUCAAGGGACUCAAGAGCUUGCACGUUCUGAAUCUAGACCAUAAUGAGAUUUCAGGCACAAUAGAAGACACCAGUGGGGCCUUUACAGGCCUAGAAAACCUAAGCACGCUGACUCUGUUUGGAAACAAGAUCAAGUCUGUGGCCAAGGAGGCAUUCUCAGGCUUGGAGGCCCUGGAACACCUGAACCUUGGAGGUAAUGCCAUCAGGUCUGUUCAGGAAGAUGCCUUUGCCAAGCUGAAGAAUCUAAAGGAGCUCCACAUAAAUAGUGACAGCUUCCUGUGUGAUUGUCAGCUGGAGUGGUUGCCGCAGUGGUUAACCAAGAAGACUCUGCAGGCAUUUGUGCAAGCUACCUGUGCCCACCCAGAAUCCUUAAAGGGCAGAAGCAUUUUCAGUGUGGUGCCAGAAAGCUUUGUUUGUGAGGAUUUUCCCAAACCCAAGAUCAUUGUUGAGCCAGAAACGACAAUGGCCGUCCUUGGCAAGAACAUUCGCUUUACCUGCUCCGCUGCCAGUAGCAGUAGUUCGCCCAUGACCUUUGCGUGGAAGAAGGACAACGAAAUCCUACAUCACGCUGAGAUGGAGAAUUUUGCUCAUGUCCGGGCCAGAGAUGGUGUGGUGAUAGAAUAUACGACCAUUCUGCACCUGCGCCAUGUCACUUUCUCUCAUGAGGGCCGUUAUCAGUGCAUCAUUACCAAUCAUUUCGGUUCUACCUAUUCUCACAAAGCUCAACUUACAGUGAAUGUCUUGCCAUCCUUCCUCAAAACUCCCCAUGACAUUGCUGCCCGGACAGGGACCACUGCCCGGCUGGAAUGUGCUGCUGGUGGGCACCCCACCCCUCAGAUUGCUUGGCAGAAAGACGGAGGCACCGACUUCCCUGCAGCUCGUGAGCGUCGGAUGCAUGUCAUGCCCGAUGAUGAUGUCUUCUUCAUCACUGAUGUGAAGAUUGAGGACAUGGGCAUGUACAGCUGCACCGCUCAGAACUCUGCCGGCUCGGUCUCAGCAAAUGCUACGCUGACAGUGCUAGAAACUCCAAGUUUGGUUCACCCAUUGGAAGAUCGCGUCGUAUCUGUCGGUGAAACCAUGGUGCUGCAGUGCAAAGCCACCGGCAGCCCACCACCACGCAUUAAUUGGCUGAAGGGGGACCAGGCUCUUAUAGUCACUGAGAGGCAUCACUUUACUCCUGGCAACCAGUUGCUUAUCGUCCGGAAUGUCAUGAUGGAAGAUGCCGGGAAGUACACUUGUGAAAUCUCAAACACGGUUGGAACAGAACGAGCACACAGCCAGGUGAGCGUGCUGCCGUCGCUGGGCUGCCGAAAGGAUGGGACCACUAUUGGAAUCAUCACCAUCGCUGUUGUGUGCAGCAUUGUGUUGACUUCUUUGGUUUGGGUGUGCAUCAUAUAUCAGACCAGGAAGAAGAGCGAGGAAUACAGUGUCACAAAUACAGACGAGACCAUUGUGCCACCUGAUGUGCCCAGCUAUCUCUCCUCCCAGGGAACUCUUUCGGAGCGGCAGGAAGCGGUGGUCAGAGUGGAGAAUGGCCAGCAGCCCAAUGGACACUUACAGAGCAAUGGAGUUUGCCAGACGGACAGAGGGAAAGAUCCAGAGGUCGAAGCUCAUCCUGUUGUCUAUCGACAGCCCAAGCUGUGCUUAGGAUACAACAAGGAGGCUUGGAAAGGAGAAGAUAUAGCUGACAGGAUGCUACUUGUGGACGAGACAGGCUACACCAUGCCAGUUGUUUGUGCCGAUUGCAGCGGAAGCACUGACAGCAUGAGUGUCACCAUUUACCCCAAAGAUCCCGAUUAUUGCCCGCUCCCUGCAGAAACGGUGCCUCCCAGUGUUUCCAACAGCAAAGAGUCCAGCAGGCACGAGAACAUGCUUGCAGCUGUCGAUCAGAGUCUUCCCAAGUGCAACGAGAGCGUAAGCCCCAGGGAUGCCUACAUCAGUGGUACCAUCUAUCCCAGCAAUCACGACAGGAUGACAGCUGCCAGCCCCAGCGAGGCACCUCACGUGGACCGAAAAGGUUCUUUGCAACCUUUAACAAACUCUUCUGAGCCUUACGGCUUCCUGCUGCCUCCUGAAGUCUCACUGGGGGCCUUAAAAGGAACUGCUGACCUAACCCAGACUUUAGCAGCAGAGGCGGAAGCUAAACAGACACUUCUCUCCAACGGACACUUACCAAGGUCAGGUGACUCCUUUCAUGAGUCAAGCCGCUGAAAGGAUCACAUUGGACUGCGGAAAACACUGUGUGCAAAUUGAACAGAUCUUACUCUGUCUCCAGAAUUUCUUUGCACGGAAUUAUCUUAAGCUACUUCUACCUCAGACAGUCUGUUACUUCUAAACAGACAGCUUCUCAAAGGAAAGGAAAGACAACAACAUAAAUUGAGGUAUACGAAGCAAGCUUGCGUGGGAGAACAGUGUCCUGUCUAAACGGUGCCCACUUGUACAUAGUUUUAAAUUUCCUUGAGAUGUAUCUGUGGCUCACACGUUGGCUUGCAUAUAAAGCACAGAAAUGCAAACAGUUAUUGUGUAAAGAAAAGUAUUUGAUAACAAAAAGCUGUACAUAAGAGUUUUCAUAUAUAUAUAAAUAUAUAUAUAUAAAUAUAUAUAUAUAAAUAUAAAUCUAUCUAUAUAUAUAUAUAUCUUCUAACAGAGGUUAUUUUAUUCCUUGGUGCAUGAUUGAACUGAGUGAAACAAUACAAUGUUGACAAUACUCAUGGUUUUCUUGCUAUAAGGUGAUUGUUAGGUUUUUUAAAAAAUGUCCAUUCCCCCCCCCCAAAAAAAAACAACAACCCUAAAUCUUUUGGUGCCUUAGGUAGAAAUUUGAAGAAUAAAUUGAUACAUUUCUAAUAGAGAAGACCUUGCUGGCAAAAUUUUCAUUUUACAGCAUUUGUACACCACAUUUUAUUCCAGCAUGCAUGGUUCAAACUAUGUGCUUUGGCACAGUUUCCAUUUGCUGUAGUUGGACUUACAUAAGGCUGGGCAGAAGGUUUGAGCUGCAUUUGAAAAGAAAAGUAAAGAGAAGUAGUACUGUUUAAACAUCCAAAUGUGACAGAUUAGGAUUUCCCAAGUGGGGAUUCCAAGCCAUGUUGCUACCACCUAAAUUAAUGACACCCUAAAUAAUCCGUAUUGCAAAUUCCCAUCUAAUUUUCUCCUCAGUUAGAUUCCAGUUUGGAUUCAUAAUCCCACUGUUUGGUUUUGAAGAAACCUUUGUGAAUUUUGCAGGGUCUUUUUAAAGUUCUCAUAAGAAAAACUGUUCAAGGGCUGUAACCACAUGAGGCUACUGUUUUUAUUUAAUUACUGCUUUGAGAAUUAUCAGUCACCUAAGCACUAUUAAAAUGCAAACUAAUAAACAAAAUGCAAUGUGAACAACACACAGGAAAAGCUGUUUUACUUAACAUUUUAAAUACAGAGCAUUUUAUUUAUAAGGGCUGCUGCUUCUCUUUAUGUUUUUAUAUGUGUACUGAAAUUUUACUUUUUCAUAGCAGUGUGUUUGUAGUUCAGAUUCUUCUGAAUAGAAAGUUGUUCAGCAUAGAUUACGACUUGGCCUGAAAGGGCAAAAAUGGCAUUUUGGGGGAUUUUUUUGGAGUUGGUUUCUCUCUGUGUCUUUCUCUCUUUUUAAAAAUAUUUAGCCAUGACUUAAAGGCCAGUUGCAGAAGAGAAAGACUAAGAAGAUAUAGUUUAGGGUCUUAUGGGAGGAAUUUCUAUAAGGACUUGAGGGCCCCCGCUCAUGAAGCCCUGUCUCCAUGGCACGAGGCACAAGAGGGCGUCUAGUGUUGCCCUCGUGCCAGUUGAAGCCUUUUGGGUGGCUCCGUCAUCAUCUUGAGUAGGUCAUUCCUUUCUAAAUGAGGCAAUUGACCGUUUCCUUGCACCAGUCUUUCAACCAUUUCCCCAACACUGAACGGGGGCUCAGGAGGCCUGCUUAGGGAAGAUGAUGCUCCUCAACUGGGAUGUGGUUAUCAAUCUUCUUCUCCGGAACCUGCAAAGGAAGCAACCAAAUGCCUGUGGCCUAUCAGCUGUGGGUACUUUAGGGUCGUUUCAUGUGGAAAAAGCAAAAAGGACAAUGGGAUUUCCUUUCAUCAGAAAGCUGACAAAAUCCACACAAACCUGGCAGAACCUCUGAACAUCUGGCAGUCCUGCAGCACCAUUAAAACAAUUUCCCACUUGGCACUCGGCUCCUAGGAAGGGGAGGUGUGCGGUUCCGAAGCAAGAGCCUCUAAUCUUUUUAACGGAAGCUAGCUUGCAUGAAGCAAUGCCAAGCCGGCUCCUGGUAUGUGUCGCUUCCUGACCGUAGACACACUUGCACUUUGUGGUAGCUGGCUGAUUUUGUGAGGUGCCAACGUGUAAGUACAAAAAAAUUAAAAAGUGGCCAAUAAGGAGAACUACCAUGAGUUAGGGUGCAUUAUUUCCUUGAUUGUUAAAAAAAAAAGGGUGGUUGUAGGGAGAAGGAGGUAAGUGGUAAGUUUUCUUAGAAGAGGUGAACUAGUAAAGGUUACAUUGAGGAGACAUGGGGACAGAGAAGCAUUGGGGGGGGGGCGAAGGUAUUGCCCUUCAUGAUACUAAGCACAUUUGCCAUAAUAUUACAGUUUUAAAAAGAUAUUGUAUUUUUGAAUAUGGUUAGCUGUUUAAAUAAUGUUACUUCCACUAAAUAUGUGAAUCUGCUGCUUCUGAGAGGCAAUGUGAAAGAGGAAGUGUUACUUUUGUGUACAAAGUUAUUUAUUUAUUAGAAGAUUUUGGUACAAUGUUGUACAUUGAGAAGUACAUUGUAAAAUUAUUGGAAGUGUCUAACAAAUGGCAUUGAAGUGUCUUUAAUAAAGGUCCAUUUAUAAUAUCAA